AUGACUUCGACUGCGAGCUCUCAGAACAACCCGGCGCCGAACUCCUCUGCUGCUUCUGCCCCUUCGUAUGCCUCUGCAGCAGGUGCAUCCAAGAAGCCAGCCUCGACGCCUCUGAUCGCAACAGGCUCCAACCAGUCUACUCCUGUGGUUGUUGGCGGCUCUUCCGCGCAACAUGCCAAGUCUUCCGGCCCUUCACCAGUAAACGGACGACCUCCCAUCACCCCUGCCGUGCCUGCUCCCGCAGCUGCUCACGGCUCCAACAACAACUCGAACAAUAUGAACGGCGCCGGCGAACAUAGCCGGAAGAGCUCCGUUACCAUCAGCGCCAACGGCCCCAACAGCUACGCCGCCAACGGUGGUGCUGCUGGAGGAGGCUCCAAGUCCGGUAUCCAGUUCGGCUUCAAGGACUCGCCUGCUAUCGCCCAUAGCUCGCCUCAGAUGUCCGCCGCCCCCAUUCCCAUUCCUGGUGGCAACCAGAGCGCCAGGGUCCCGUCUCCCGCGCACUCUCCCUCCCCCAUCCCCCAGCCCUCUGCCAGUGGUGGUCGUCCUCCUUCGGGCAUUGCCCAGCAGGGCAACAUGACCUUUGGCAGCCUCGGCAGUGAUGGCGAUCGUCACAUGAGACAGGCUUCCACGCCUCAGAACCCGGCUGCCCUGGCUUCUCAGCCCGGAGCCCAUAUCCGCCGCGAGUCCGCCGUCUCUCAGCAGAGUGACAUGAGCGGUGCUGCCGGCAACCGUCCCAACUUCACUCCCCAGGGCGGACGUGGCCGUGGCAACACGCCCUACAACCCGGCUCACCCUCCUUUUAAUGCUAGCCAGGGAUUCCCUCCUAACUUCAGCCUGGCCCGGCCGUGGCCGCGCGGCAUGCCCCUGCAUUCCACCCGGCUAAUCGCCCAUGGACGCGGAGAAGUAUCAUGCGGAGAAGCGCCAUGGACUCAAGCUUCCGAAGAAGCAGCUCUCAGCGGUCGCAACACGGGCCCCUUGAAAGCGACGCCGUCACUUCACCCGGAUGCCCCUUGCUUUUUAAUUCCUCCCUCUCACAAGAGUCUGCUAACCCAGUCACCUGCUAAAAUUGAUCUAUCUCCCGAAUCGGGCAAUUUCGAACGAAUGCUGACAGCUAAACAACAGUAUGGAUACCCUCCCCAAGGUGGCCAAUUCGACGCUCGACAGGCACCCUACUACAUGCCCCAACCCUACAUGCAGCAAGGCCCUGGGGGCUCGCCAGCCGGCAACUACCAGCAGGGCUUCGUCCCUCCUCCCUACCACACCGCUGCCCCAGUCAGCAUGUCGCGCACCUCCUCGCACUCUGAACGCCCCACCUCCAGCACCGGCCAGCCUAGCCAGCCAGUCAUCGUCUCGGGUGCGCCCCAGCAGAACGCUCAAGGCAAGGGCGCUGCGGCCCUUCCUUUCACGCGCCCCAAGAAGAGUGCCGCCGUGGUCAUCAAGAACGCUCAAGGCGAGACGGUCGAUUUCUCUAGCAUGAAGACGCCUGCUUCGCCCUCCCCGAGCACCCAGCAGACCAGGACCCCUCCUGUCAUCGCCACCACACCCUCUCCGGCACCCAAGAGCGCCACCCCUGCGCGCCCUGACCACAACAGGACGGAGAGCGCACCGAAGACGGCAAAGGAGAUCCAGGAAGAGCUGCGCGCCAAGGUCCUCCUGGCUGCCGGCGGCGAGUCCAAGGACACCAAGACCGCCAAGCCGGAGCCCGCUAAGACCGAGGUCAAGCCUGUUGAAGCUGCACCCGUCACAGAGGCCAAGAAGGAGGUUACGGAAGCGCCCAAGGCUGCUGAAGAGCCCGCCGCCGAGGCGACCAAGAAGGAGGAACCCAAGGCGACUAAGGAGGCGGAGUCGAAGCCUGCUGAGCCGGCAGCCAACGUCGAGAGCGAAGAGACGAGAUGGAGCUCGCCGACGCCCUCGCGGGCAAGAGGCGCCCAGGAGGUCGGCGAUGUCACCGACAAGCUCGCCAGCCUCAACAUUGGAGACAAGUCAUCCAAGGCUGCGCCUGCCGAGAAGGCGCGCGCUACCAAGCCGGCUGCGCUGAACCUGGCUCCCAUCAACACCAAGCCUGUCGAGCCCCCUCAGCCCAGCGCUGCCCUCCAGUCGCUCAAGUCGGCCCGCUUCCUGACGGUUAUCAACCAAGACAUCUACCCAGCUGGCAUCAGCUCUCCCAACCCGGCGUUGAACGCUGCGGUUGCGAAGAAGGGCAAGACCUUCAAGUACGACGCGCAGUUCCUGCUCCAGUUCCAGAAGGUCUUCACCGAGCAGCCCUCCAUGGAGUUUCACCAUCAGGUUAAGGCCUUGAUCGGUGAGGACGGUUCCCGCUCGGCGUCGAGCCCUCGCCCCGGCUCCAGCCGACAACCUUCCAGGUCUGGGGCCUUCACCCCGAGCCAGCCCAACAUGGGCCAGUUCAUUUCGAACCCGAGCGUGCGUGGCACAACGUCCAAGCAGCGAUUCGCCAUGUCCAACGCGGCUCUUGCUAGUGGUGCGACGGCCCCUGCGGCCGGCGGCAUGGGCUCCUUCGGCCGCACCGGCAGUGGAUUCCCCAUGGGACCCCCUAUCUCCCCCAACGCGUCGUCGUCCAAUAUCAACCCGUCCAACUCGCGUCGCGGCCCUGGUGGCAGCCAGAGGGGCAAUAGCAGGCGUGACAACUUUGGUGCCAAGGAAGCGCAGGCUGCUAAGACCAUGCCUCUUACGCAGGGAAUGGACCUGAAGCCUAUCACCGUUUCCUCUUCGGGUUGGAAGCCCACGAGCCUGGGCAAGGGUCCUGCCGCGGCGGCGCCCACUGGCAACAUGGACCCGGAGAUGGUUCAGCGCAAGGUCAAGGCUGCACUCAACAAGAUGACGCCGGAGAAGUUCGACAAGAUCGCUGACCAGAUCCUGACUAUCGUUGCGCAGUCCAAGACCGAGUCGGAUGGACGCACGCUUCGCCAAGUCAUCCAGCUGACCUUUGAGAAGGCUACUGAUGAGGCCCACUGGGCCUCCAUGUAUGCCAAGUUCUGCAAGCGUAUGCUCGACACCAUGAGCCACGAGAUUCGCGACGAGAACCUCAAGGACAAGAACGGCGAGGUCGUCAGCGGUGGCGCGCUCUUCCGCAAGUACCUCCUCAACAGGUGUCAAGAAGAAUUCGAGCGUGGCUGGAAGGUCAACAUUCCCGCCAAGCCCGAGGAGGCUGAGGAGGAAAAUAAGAUAUCCGCCGAAGCCGCCAUGUUGUCUGACGAAUACUACAUUGCUGCCGCCGCCAAGCGUCGCGGUCUUGGUCUUGUCCAGUUCAUUGGUGAGCUGUACAAACUGGGUAUGCUGACAGAACGCAUCAUGCAUGCUUGCGUGCAGAAGCUGGUCGAUUACGAGACGACACCUGAAGAGGCUGAGAUCGAGUCGCUUUGCAAACUGCUCAGGACUAUUGGUGCCAACCUUGACGCAAGCCCCAAGGGCAAGAGCAUCAUGGAUGCCUACUUUGACCGCAUUCAAAACGUCGUCAACAUGCCUGACCUUCCCAGCCGUCUCAAGUUCAUGCUGAUGGACGUUGUCGACAUGCGCAGGUCCGGAUGGGCCACGAAGGAGGCUAACAAGGGUCCCAAGACCCUUGACGAGGCCGAAGCCGCCGCUGCUCAGAAGGCUCAGGAGAACGCCCGCGGCGGCAGCCAACGUGGUGCCCCAGGCGGUCGUCCCCAUUUCGGCCGCGGCGAUGCUCGCAGCUUUAGCAACUACACUCAGCAACAAUCCAACCAGGUUGGUAUGGAUGAUCUGCGCCGUCUGAAGGGUGCCACCAGUCGUGCGGCCAGCGGCAACGUCACACUGGGCCCUACGUCCAUGUUCUCUUCGCGUAGCAACAGCGGUCGACGACUUGGACCUGGCGGCUCGCUGGGCCGCGCUGGUGAGGACUCGAACGCCUCGUCGCGCACGGGAACGCCUCCUACUACACACACGAACGCCUUCAGUGCCCUUGCCAACUUGGACAACGAUAACCCUGCCUCCCCUCCUUCGACGGCAGCUUCCCCAGCGCUUUCCAAGGCUGUCCCUGACAGCACUGCUGCCAAGGAGAGCAAGUAG
Molecule: messenger RNA, 4050 nt
Organism: Verticillium alfalfae VaMs.102
Lineage: Eukaryota; Fungi; Ascomycota; Sordariomycetes; Glomerellales; Plectosphaerellaceae
Product: eukaryotic initiation factor 4F subunit p130
Exons: 6
Coding region: 1-4050 (1349 amino acids)
Cellular component (GO): eukaryotic translation initiation factor 4F complex
Molecular function (GO): mRNA binding; protein binding; translation initiation factor activity
Source: RefSeq, a predicted model, not a curated record